AACUUUAGAUAAAUUAAGGACGAAGACAAUUUAUUUGUUUGAUUUGUGGUUCUGCAGCCCCGGGAUUUGGUUGAACAUUGUUAAGCAACGUAGGCAGGCUGAGCCAUGGGGAUUCUUUUUUCGUGGGUAUCUAUUUAUUACAGUGGGAAUCUACUGAGUGUUGGGUGUUGGCUGACCGUGUGUUGUGGCUGAGUAUUGGGUAAUGGCUGGGAGGGGAAUGAUUAGGGAAAUAAGAAAAAUUAUGUUCGGGGAAAAUUUUGAGACGCACGUAAAAAAAUUUUUAGGGAUAUCAAGAGGGAAAUUUUCCUUUAAAUUUUCUUUUUUUUUCAAUUUAUGAGAGUGUCAUAAACACCCUACCUUUGCAUUUGCAUCUGCAUCUGAGGCUGAGUGCCAAAGUCCUGAUGAAAGGAAACGACAUUUAAAUGAAGUUCCAAGGUUGUUUGAGAGUAUAAAGGCAUAUCUAUAAACUGACGGUCAUGUAGGGAAACAACUUCUAAGCUGUACAAAAUUGACACACAAGAAAGACAAGAUGUAAACUCCUAAAUACCAGGGAUUCCUCGAAAAUGACAGGGAGGAAAUAUUCCAUUGCUCUAUGCCUAACGAAAGAAAUACAACAUUUAAAACUCAUUUUCUUGUGUACUUUGUUUAGGUUUUGGAUUAAAUGUAUGACCUCGAAAUAUUCGCUCAACAAGGAAGCACACAUAAAUAGCCAUUGCAAGCAGAUAGUUCUUCAGAGGAUCAGUGCUAUGGCGCCUGGUCCCCAAUGGCGACCUCAACUCUACGGUGAUGAUAAAAGCAAUGAAGCGAUGAGUCUUGAUCUCAAUUUACCAGGCGUGCAAAAUUAUUCCCUUAAGUGUCCAAUUGACCGGAAAUUUAGGCAAAUUUUUUAUGAAACCAGAAACCAUAAAAGGUCAAAGCUGGAACACCCUAUGGAUGAAUCCCUUGGCAGCAAUGGUAACUCCAAUUGUAGUACUACUAGCUUGCCAAGACUCCUAUUCCGGGAUCAUGUUUGGACUUACAUGCAGAGAUAUUUAGCAAUCGAGGCUAUGGAAGAAGCAGCUGUUGCAAUGUUGGGAGGUGAGGAAAAUGAAAGCAAGGAAGAAGAGGGUGGAGAAGGGAUGAAACUUGUUGAGCAACUCACUGCUUGUGCUGAGGCAGUGGCUUGCCGUGACAAAAUGCAUGCUUCAGCAUUACUAUCAGAGCUUAGGGCCAAUGCCCUUGUCCUUGGAACUUCAUUCCAGCGAGUUGCUUCUUGCUUUGUCCAGGGACUUGCUGACCGUCUCGCUUUGCUUCAACCACUAGGGGCGGUUGGAGUAGUAGGACCGGUAGCAAAAGCAAGGACUGUUACAAUCGAAAAAGAUGAGGCCUUAAGCCUUGUAUAUGAAUUAUGUCCGCAAAUCCAAUUCGGUCAUUUUGUAGCGAAUGAAUCGAUAUUAGAAGCCUUUGAGGGAGAGAGUUUUGUUCACGUGGUGGAUUUGGGUAUGACACUUGGUCUGGCUCGUGGCCACCAGUGGCGCAACUUAAUGCAGAGCCUAGUCCACCGUGCUGGUCAGCCACCUAAACGUCUUCGAAUAACCGGAGUAGGAACCUGCCCUGAACGCCUCCAAGCAAUUGGAGAUGAUCUAGAACACUACGCCAAAAGCUUGAAAUUGAACUUUGAAUUUUCAGUCGUGGAAAGCAAUUUAGAAAACCUGAAACCUGAAGAUGUUAAGACAUCGGAUGAAGAGGCCUUGGUCAUCAAUAGCAUUCUUCAACUACAUUGUGUGGUGAAAGAAAGCCGAGGAGCAUUAAACUCAGUUCUCCAAAAGCUACAUAAAUUGUCUCCCAAGCUCCUGAUUCUAGUAGAGCAAGACUCGAGUCAUAACGGGCCUUUCUUUCUUGGCAGGUUCAUGGAGGCAUUGCAUUAUUACUCUGCUAUAUUUGACUCACUAGACGCAAUGCUGCCCAAGUAUGACACUAAACGUGCCAAAAUGGAGCAAUUCUACUUCGCAGAAGAAAUAAAUAACAUUGUAAGCUGUGAAGGGCCAGCCAGAUUCGAAAGGCACGAAAGGGUUGAUCAAUGGCGCAGGAGGAUGAGCCGAGCAGGUUUUCAACCGGUGCCUAUCAAGAUGAUAACGCAGGCCAAGCAGUGGCUAGGAAAGGUAAAGGCUUGUGAGGGUUACACAAUUGUGGAAGAUAAAGGGUGCUUGGUUCUCGGCUGGAAAUCAAAGUCCAUUAUUGCGGCUUCUUGCUGGAAAUGACCUUAAUUCAAGGACUUCAGCCAUCUUAGUUUGUGUGUUUGAACUAGGAAUGAUGUUUGUUUGGGUACUAAAGGAAAACUCACUCAGGGAAACUACGCGGAGUCUUGGACUUUAGUUUAAGUUUCAAAAAAAGGGGAAAAAAGCUUUG
Messenger RNA from Durio zibethinus, 2388 nucleotides. Lineage: Eukaryota; Viridiplantae; Streptophyta; Magnoliopsida; Malvales; Malvaceae. The record is from RefSeq and is a predicted model, not a curated record.